GUCGGCUGCCUCCUGCAUAACGUGGUCCAGAUGAUCUCCGUCAUGUUCGUCGGCCACCUCGGCGAGCUCGCGCUCUCCGCCGCCUCCAUGGCCACCUCCUUCGCCAACGUCACCGGCUUCAGCUUGCUGGCCGGCAUGGCGUGCAGCCUGGACACGCUGUGCGGGCAGGCGUACGGCGCCGGCCAGCACCGCAUGCUGGGCGUGUACAAGCAGCGGGCGAUGCUGGUGCUGACCCUGGCGAGCGUGCCCGUGGCGGCGAUCUGGGCGUACACGGGCCGGAUCCUGCUCCUGCUCGGGCAGGACCCGGAGAUCGCGGCGGGCGCCGGCGGCUACAUCCGGUGGAUGAUCCCGGCGCUGCUGGCGUACGGCCCGCUGCAGCGCCACGUCCGGUUCCUGCAGACGCAGAACGUGGUGGUGCCCGUGAUGCUCAGCUCCGGCGCCACCGCGCUGAGCCACCCGCUGGUGUGCUGGGCGCUGGUGCACGGGCUCCGCAUGGGGAGCAAGGGCGCCGCCCUCGCCAACGCCGUCUCCUUCCUCACCAACCUCUCCAUCCUCGCGCUCUACGUCCGGCUCUCGCCGUCCUGCACGAGCACCUGGACCGGCUUCUCCCGCGACGCCUUCCGCGGCCUCGCCGGGUUCCUCAAGCUCGCCGUGCCGUCCGCUCUCAUGGUCUGCAUGGAGUGGUGGUCGUUCGAGCUGCUGGUGCUGCUCUCGGGUCUGCUCCCCAACCCCAAGCUGGAGACGGCGGUCCUGUCCAUCUGCCUGAACACCAACUCCCUGGCGUUCAUGGCGCCGCUGGGGCUCCGCGGUGCCAUAAGCACGCGCGUGUCGAACGAGCUCGGGGCGGGGCGGCCGGCGGCGCGCGUGGUGAUGCUGCUGGCGCUGGCGGUGGGCGCGUCGGAGGGGCUGGUGAUGCUGCUGGCGCGCAACGUGUGGGGGUACGCCUACAGCAACGAGGCGGAGGUGGCCGGCUACGUCGCCCGGAUGAUGCCCGUCCUCGCCAUGUCCGUCGUCUUCGACGGCCUCCAGUGCGUCCUCUCAGGCGUUGUCAGGGGCUGCGGGCAGCAGAAGAUGGCCGCGUUCGGCAACCUCGGGGCGUACUACCUCGUCGGCAUUCCCGCGGCCUUCUUCUUCGCCUUCGUCUUCCACCUUGGAGGAAUGGGGCUGUGGUUCGGGAUAUGGUGCGGUCUGGUGGUGCAGAUGCUCUCGCUCCUCGCCAUUUCCGAGUGCGCGACCGACUGGGACAAAGAGGCGGUGAAGGCAAAUGACAGAGCCUUCACUUCUUCGCUGCCUCAAGAUAUGUCAACGUGAGAAGCUCGGAUUCUGGAUUUUCACACGCACACAUCUAGUAAAUAGAGUGUCAAAAAACAUCUUACGUUAUCGGACAGAGAGAGUAAAAGAUUAAAAAGCUACUAGCUGCAUCGUUUACGUCUAGCAUCAAAGCUUCACAUCCAACACAAAGAAAAGACGUCAAACUCGACAAGAUUUGACUUCGCCCUUCCCCGCCAUGACAAGUCGGAUUUAGAGGUAAUUUUUGUCUUCUCAGCCUGUCGUCGCCGCCGUCAAGGCCAUGGUCUCUCCGCGGCAAGAGGGGCCGAGAGUGAUCGACAUGGAGAAGAGGAGGAGCGGAAACCACACUUUGAUGUUGUUAUUAACUCAGAGAAUCAAGAUUUCAAUAUGGUUUUUGUAAUCAAAA
Molecule: messenger RNA, 1696 nt
Organism: Triticum urartu
Lineage: Eukaryota; Viridiplantae; Streptophyta; Magnoliopsida; Poales; Poaceae
Product: protein DETOXIFICATION 16
Biological process (GO): xenobiotic detoxification by transmembrane export across the plasma membrane
Cellular component (GO): membrane
Molecular function (GO): xenobiotic transmembrane transporter activity; antiporter activity
Source: RefSeq, a predicted model, not a curated record